This is a messenger RNA of Microthlaspi erraticum, 3630 nucleotides long. NCBI's taxonomy places the organism in Eukaryota, Viridiplantae, Streptophyta, Magnoliopsida, Brassicales, Brassicaceae. The record is from the annotation of a GenBank genome assembly.
AUGGCUUCUUCAUCUUCUUCUUCGUCCUCACGUUCUCACAACUGGUUAUACGAUGUCUUCCCGAGCUUUCGCGGAGAAGACGUCCGCGUAACUUUCUUGAGCCACUUCCUCAAAGAACUGGACCGAAAACUGAUCACUGCUUUCAAAGACAGCGAGAUCCAGAAAAGCCGAUCGCUCGAUCCCGAGCUUAGAAACGCAAUCAGGGACUCGAGGAUUGCUGUGGUCAUAUUCUCAAGAAACUACGCCUCUUCGAGUUGGUGCCUUAACGAAUUGUUGGAGAUCGUGAAUUGCGAAAAAGAGUUUGGUCAAAUGGUGAUUCCGGUUUUCUACGGUUUAGAGCCUUCACACGUAAGGAAACAAACCGGUUAUUUUGGCAAGAUCUUUGAUGAGACAUGCCUCAAAAGCACAAAGGAAUUGAAGCUUCAAUGGAAAGAAGCUUUGACCAAUGUAGCAAAUCUCCUUGGAUAUCAUUCAGUGACAUGGGGUAACGAAGCUACAAUGAUUGAAGCAAUCGUCAAUGAUGUUUUGGACAAACUGCUUUUAACUCCAUCAAAGGAUUUUGAGAACUUUGUUGCCAUUGAUGAACAUAUCUCUCAAAUGAGUGAAUUGUUGGAGUUAGAAUCUGAGGAAGUGAAGAUGAUUGGUAUAUGGGGUUCCUCGGGGAUUGGCAAGACUACAAUCGCAAGAACUCUGUUCAAUCGUCUCUCCAGACAUUUCCAAGGUCGUAUCUACAUAGACAGGCGUUUCAUAGCUAAGAGCAUGGACAUUUAUAGCAAGAACAACCCGGACGACUAUAACAUGAAGUUGCACUUACAAGAAAAGUUCCUCUGUAAGAUACUAGACAAGAAGAUGAUAGAGGUUGAUCACUUGGGUGCUGUGAAAGGGAAGCUAAAGGACAUGAAAGUUCUUAUAUUUAUUGAUGAUUUGGAUGACCAAGUUGUGCUAGAUACAUUGGUUGGUGGGGAAGAAUGGUUUGGUCCUCGAAGUAGAAUCAUUUUGAUUACAAAAGAUAAGCAAAUUCUAAGAGGUCAUGGGGUAAAAUGGAUUUACGAGGUUGGUAUGCCGUCUGCAAAAGUAGCUCUUCAGAUUUUCUGCCAAAAUGCUUUCAGGCAACGUUCUCCACCUGAUGGUUUCACCGAGCUCGCUUAUGAAGUUGCCGCGCGUGCAGGUCGUCUUCCUCUAGGUCUAAACCUACUAGGUUCGAGUAUGCGUGGGAGAAACAAGAAGUAUUGGAUAAACGUGUUGCCGACUUUCCGGCUAGACGGGAAGAUUCAGAGAGCACUACAAGUUAGCUACGAUGGAUUAGAAAGAAGAGAACACAAGGAAUUGUUUCGUCACAUUGCUUGUUUUUUCAACGGUGAUGAAGUCGAUAACAUCAAGUUGAUGCUUGCAGAUAGUGAGAUGAAUGUUGAUAUAAGUCUUGAAACUCUAAUUGAUAAGUCCCUCAUACAUGUACGCGAAAAGAACAUCGUGGAGAUGCACUCUCUAGUAGAAGAAAUGGGAAAAGAGAUUGUUCGUGAACAGUCGGACGAGCCAGGAGAACGAGAGUUCUUAAUAGACUCAAAGAGUGUAUGUGAGGUACUUGAAGACAACACGGGUACUAUAAAAGUUAAAGGUAUAUCAUUGGAUCUAUAUAAGACUGGUGAGUUGCAGAUCCAUAAGAAAGCUUUCAAAAAGAUGAAAAAUCUACGUUUCCUAAACAUUUACACUAGGAAAUGGCAGCAUAACAAAGAAGUUAGAUGGCACUUACAUGAAGACUUCAACCAUUUCCCCCAUAAACUUAGACACUUGUGGUUUGACGGAUACCCAAUGAGACACAUACCUUCUAAUUUUCUUCCAAAAAAUCUAGUUAAUCUCAGAAUGGAAGGGAGCAAACUCGAGAAGUUGUGGGAUGGAAUUCAUUCACUUACAGGGCUCAAAAAUAUGGAUUUUAUGGAAUCUACGAAUCUAAAAGAGAUCCCAAAUCUUUCCAUGGCUACAAAUCUAGAGACAUUUAAUCUUGCGUAUUGCUCGAGUUUGGUGGAGCUUCCUUCCUCUAUUCAGCAUCUUAGCAAACUGAAGGAGAUAAACAUGUCAUUCUGUGCAAAUUUGGAGAUUCUUCCAACCGGAAGGUACCUCAAAUCUCUCGAACAGCUCAGUCUCGAGGGAUGCUCAAAGUUAAAGAGUUUUCCUGAUAUCUCAAGCAAUAUCUCUGUGCUCAAUCUAAGCGAAACAGCGAUUGAAGAAUUGCCCCCUAACUUGCGUCUAGAGAAUCUUGUCGAGCUUCAGUUGUAUAGAAUGAAAAGUGAGAAAUUGUGGGAAAGUGUUCAGCCGCUUACACCACUCAUGGCCAUGUUAUCUCCCUCUUUGACGAGGUUGUUCCUCUCAGAUAUCCCAACUUUGGUGGAGCUUCCUUUAUCAUUUCAGAAUCUCAAUAAUCUGGAAUGGUUGAGCAUCACACAAUGCAUAAAUCUGGAGACUCUUCCAAAUGGCAUCAACUUCGAAUAUCUUGAUUUCCUCGACCUCACUGGAUGCUCACGGUUGACGAGCUUUCCUGAUAUCUCAACCAACAUCUCAGAGCUCCAACUAAACGAAACAGGGAUUGAAGAGGUUCCUUGGUGGAUCGAGAGUUUCAGUAACCUAAACGUGUUAAGCAUGUGGGAAUGCAAAAACCUGAAGCAUGUUUCCCUCAACAUUACAAAACUGAAACAUCUUGAGAAGGUUGACUUUUCUGAUUGUGGGGCAUUGACCGGAGUUAGCUUGCAUGAUACUCCAAGUGCGGUGGCAACGGCAACAGAUAGUGGUAAUACAAGAACUACUCUUGACGAGGCUUUUUCAUCUUUUCAUGAAUAUAUAUAUACACCAAACAUGAUCUCGCUCAAUUUCGCAAAAUGCUUCAACUUGAAUCAAGAAGCUUUUCUUGAAACACAUACAGUGUUGCAAGAACUAAUCUUGCCAGGGGAAGAAGUGCCUUCAUAUUUUACUCAUCAAACUUCUGGAACCUCCUCACUAACCAUCCCAUUGUCUCCGAGCUUUCUCUCGCAAACGUUCGUCAGAGUUAGGGUUUGCGCUGUUCUUAUGUCUACAAGUGGUGUCAACGGAGUAGAUAUCAACGUAAACGCUCGGUUCAAAGGCAGAUCGGGGAACAUCUCUGAAUCCUAUGGCCAGCGACAUAGAUUUUGGGCAGUUCAUAACGAUAGUCAUCUGUUUAUAAUGGACUGUCGUUUUCCUUUGAACAAAGACAAUGCUCCUUCUCUAGCUGAACUGAACUACGAUCACGUGGAUAUACAACUUCAGGUAAGUAGUAGUUUUUUUCAACAUGCAGUGGACGAGAAGGAUCACGAGUACUCUACGUUCAAAUGGGGUGUACGCAUCUUGAACGAGUAUUCAUCAGUGGAGAGCGGACUUGGUAAUCCAAAUACUCUUCCACAUGUUAAUGAUGAAUGCCAUGAGGCUGAACAAGGUGAAGAAUGUGGAGAUGGCUUGGUGGAGAUAGAGAGACGCAGGGAGAGAAUGCGAGUAAGCUUUAAGCUGAUAAGAUUCAUCACACAUGUUACUUCAAGAAGAAGCAAAAGAAAUGAGAUAUUGAAGGUUUUGGAGAGAAGUUUGAAGAGGGCUCGAAGGAUUAAUGAAGUCAAAGUCUCCAGUUGA